This is a messenger RNA of Penicillium macrosclerotiorum, 621 nucleotides long. Its product is annotated as mitochondrial 54S ribosomal protein mL61. Gene Ontology annotation, cellular component: mitochondrion. The record is from RefSeq and is a predicted model, not a curated record. NCBI's taxonomy places the organism in Eukaryota, Fungi, Ascomycota, Eurotiomycetes, Eurotiales, Aspergillaceae. Gene Ontology annotation, molecular function: structural constituent of ribosome. The transcript has 2 exons. Bases 1 to 621 code for a protein of 206 amino acids.
AUGGUGAACCUGUUCAAGCGGAUGCGCAAGCUGAAGACUAUGCUCGACAUCCGAGUCGGCACCGGCGCCGCCAUCCUUCCCAGCGUGGUCUCGGCCUCGAAAGAAUUCCCCGCCGUCACCCGGCUGCACCUCACAUACGCACGCAAGAUCUACGGCGGCCAUCAAGGCGCGCGGCAUUUCUGGCGGCACUGCCUCCCGCGCCUGAAGUACCACAACCCGGGGGUGCGGAUGAGCGUUCAACAGACGGAUGAGCAGGACGGGCCGGCCGCACUGACGAUUUACUUCGCGGAGCGGGUGGCCGCGACAGCGACGGCGAUCGCGGGUGCGAAGCAGAUCACCGACAAGCACGCACCGGCGCCAGAGAGCGGCGAGAAGACCGCCGUCGUGAACAUCAAAAACCUUAGUUACCAGGAGAUCUGGAGCCGGGUGCAGGCGUCGACGGGUGCAGAGGAAGUCAAGGCGACGGCAGAGGAGCAGGAGGAGCUGAAGAAAUUGGAGGAGAUGAAGGUGAAGGCUGUGAAGGACCGGGAGCGUAUACAGGCCAUGCGGCAGGCCAAGAAGGACCAGGAGCGGAUGCUGGCUCAAGCCCGGGGUGAAGUGGAGCAGCUGAAGUCGACAUAA